This is a messenger RNA of Macrosteles quadrilineatus (aster leafhopper), 2216 nucleotides long. RefSeq names its product crossover junction endonuclease MUS81 (gene mus81). The transcript has 12 exons. Gene Ontology annotation, cellular component: nucleus; Holliday junction resolvase complex. Gene Ontology annotation, molecular function: 3'-flap endonuclease activity; crossover junction DNA endonuclease activity; DNA binding. Gene Ontology annotation, biological process: DNA catabolic process; resolution of meiotic recombination intermediates; double-strand break repair via break-induced replication. The record is from RefSeq and is a predicted model, not a curated record. Lineage: Eukaryota; Metazoa; Arthropoda; Insecta; Hemiptera; Cicadellidae. Bases 230 to 2068 code for a protein of 612 amino acids.
GCUGUAAACUUUGCCAAGAUUAUUCUUACAAAUUUGGACAAGACAAAAUUAGCCUAAGUUUACUUCCAUUUUCAAUUUAGUGUACAUGCAAUCUCCUACACGAGGAACUGGUAGAGGUAUACACAAUACGGCAAGUUAAUACAAAUCUUUAACGUUGUAUGCGAUGAGUUUCCAUACAAAACAACAACACAGUUGCUUCUAGGGAAAAGAUUGUUUUCAAUAAUUUAUUAUGUCAUCUGACAAUGUGUCUUUAAAAAGAAAAACAGUAAAAUUAAAACACCCCAAUCCGUUAUUCGAAAAGUGGAUAGAGGAAUGGAAGAAUGAAGCUGCAUCCAGAAAUUCUGACACCCAAUAUGCAUUUGCAAAGGCACUUCAGUCACUAAGGAAGUACCCAUUGCCUCUAAAGACUGGAAAAGAAUGUUUAAUACUAGAAAACUUUGGAACUCGUAUAUGUCUUUUACUGGACCGAAAGUUAUCUGAUUACCAGAAAACACAUCCAGAAGGAGAAGAUGCAGAAGAUGAAAUCAUACAAGAAGUUGCGGAUGAAACCAAAUCACCCAAACCAAAACGAGCUAAAAAGGUUCAAAAAAAGCCAACCUCACCUAAAAAAAAGAGAGGAAAAUCUUACGUGCCCACUCUGAGAUCAGCACCUUACGCAGUUCUCUUGGCACUUUUUGAGCACUUGCAGAAAAAUGGUCCUCCAGGAGAGAUGUUCAAAAGUGAGCUACAGAAGGCAGCUCAGCCGCUGUGUGACACGUCUAUGUUCAAGCCACUGCCAGGCUCGUACUACAGUGGGUGGAGCUGCGUGGGCAAGCUGGUCACUCAGCAGCUGGUGUCUAGGGCUGGGAACCCUCACAGAUUCAGUUUGACCGAGGAAGGUAUUAAGUUGGCAGAAAAACUAAGCACUGAAGACUUUUACACACCUCUUGGUAGUGAUUUGUCCCUGGACAAGCUAACAAGUGUAUCAAGCUCACUGCCAGUAGAAGUUGGCCUUAGCAGUUCACCUUGCAAACAGCUUACUGAUUCGAGGUUUUCUCCUCGGAAAGAAAUUCCUGCUGCGUUAAGCAGUAAAGAAAGCACAAAAAAUCAAAAUAAAUUCGGGAGAAAGAAAAACCCUAAACAGAAUUCACAGGAACCUUUGAAAAAUUUCCAAGUACCGGAAGCUGUUGUCAUUGAAGAUGACGUAGUUUCUGACUUCCCCUUUCUCACACAAGAGUCUUCCAGCUCUCAGGGUAGUCAGGUCGAUGAAAUCAUCUUCCUCCCGGGAUCCUUUGAGACAAUAUUGUUGGUCGACACACAGGAAAUCCACAAAGGUGAUGAAUUGGUCAAAGCUCUGGAGGCUGAAGGAGUGAAGCUAGAGGUGCGCAAACUGAUGGUCGGUGACUUUGCCUGGGUGGGUCGCAACGCUGCAGGUACAGAGCUGCUGUUGCCAUUCAUAGUGGAACGUAAGCGGCUCGACGAUCUAGCCAGCAGCAUCAAAGAUGGACGGUUUCAUGAGCAGAAGUUCAGGAUGAAGCAGAGUGGAGUGCCUCACUGUAUGUACCUGGUGGAGAGUCAUGGACAAAGACAGUACAGUCUGCCCACUACUACACUGCUACAAGCUGCAGCCAAUACUGAGUUUGUGGAUAAGUUUUCUGUAAAAUACACAUCUAACUCUCAUGAGACUGUUGUCUACCUCGCGACCUUCACCAAGGUCUUAACACGCAAAUUUGCCGAAAAAAUGCUGAUUGGUUGUGCAAAAAACAAUUUACCAGAGUUCAACAUUCAAGAUGACUGUGUAUCGCUGAUGAGGUUCAAAGAGUUUAACAAACUAUCCAGCAAAACUAGGAAAUACAACGUAAAAGAAAUGUUCAUUAAGCAAUUGGUUCAGCUACGUGGACUGUCAGUGGAGAAAGCUCUAGCGAUCGUGGAGCGUUAUCCGAGUCCUCGUAGUCUCAUCUCAGCUUACGAAGAAGGAGGAGGGGACAAACUGCUGGCUGACAUAUCUGCCGGAACUCUCAAUAGGAAAAUAGGUCCCGUCAUCAGUAAAGCUGUGUUUGAACUUUACAGCAAAUCCGUCCUCAGCUAACAGUAAAAUGAUCUCAUCCUAGGAAUAUUGUAUGGGUGUUUAGUUUCAAAACUGUAAAUAAAAUGUAAUAUAAAUCUUUAUGUAUUAAGAGAGAGUAAGAGAUAAUUUUGUAUUACUGUAAAAUGGUUGAUAUAAAAAACUGUUUGUA